CAAUGGGGAGCCCUAUACUUUCCGAACAGCGCUGUGCGAUCAUAAGAAGCAACUUACAAAAUUAUUAAGGGCUACAUUCAAUCUCCCCAAUUACUUAUUUCAAAACCACAGAGAUGUAUAUAACGCCAUGUAACAAGUCCUCGCAGUUGGCGAGGCACCUCCUUUGCCCAUUUCACAGAUCGCCUCACCAAUACCAUCGCCAGAGAUGGGUAUGUCCCUUCGCGAAAACCUCGUCGGAGGUUUCAUUUCUGGGCUUGUGUUCCAAGGCAUGCUCCUCGGUUCAAUUACCAUUCAGGUCUUCCUCUAUCACCGCAGGUUCCCUGAGGACCCUAUCUUUUUGAAACUUGUGGUCGCGUUCUUAUGGCUCGUUCUAAUAUUUCAAGUGAUAGUUUCGAUCUGGGCAUUCAUUUUCCGCUUCAGUCUUCUGGCGAAAUCUACAGCAUGGUAUGAUACUGUCUAUCAGAUUUCUGCGACUAUUUGUUCCAGCGUCGUCCAACUUUAUUUCGCCCUUCGCCUUUAUCGAUUGAGUGAAUCAACCUGGCUACCAAUGCUGAUCACCCUCUUGACCCUUGGGCAAGUUGGAACUGGACUUGCGGUCUGGGCCGAAGCAAAUAUCAAUCGCGGUGUUGAGAGCUCGAUUCUCCAUGAACGCCACCUCGUGACAGUUUGGCUAACACUGGAGGCAGCGGAAGACCUCUUGAUCGCCUUCGCUAUGACAUACUUCCUCCAGAAGCGUCGCACAGGGUUUCGGCUGACGGAUAGGGUGUUACGAAAAUUAACAGUCUAUGCCAUCAAUACUGGCCUGCUGACUAGUGUUCUGGCGUUGGCCGUCAUGUUUGCUUUUGUAUUCUACGGCUUCCACUACAUCCACAUGAUUUUCAUCCUGCCGCUCGGAGGUGUCUACACAGCUACCCUUUUGGCAAAUCUACAUUCGCGCUCGAGACUUCGAGAAGAGCUUUCUUGCGGAGAAAACGGGAUUUCAAUACAUAUAUCCCACCUUCCUUCAAAGGUCAGGCUCGGAGGAAUACCUCCAUGACCCACUCCGUCACAGCUGAUCCAAUGCUUUUCACCAGAUAGACGACCAGAUAUGUGUUGCUUAGUGUGUGAAUGGUAUUAUUCGGACGAAUACAGGGAGCAUCUCCGUCACCGGGCGCGGAUUUCUUGCGUCUAUCGUAGAUGGGGAUGGAGGCAGAGCAGUGGGUAUAUAACAUGAAUCCGAACCCUCUCUU
Messenger RNA from Cantharellus anzutake, 1229 nucleotides. RefSeq lists its product as uncharacterized. NCBI's taxonomy places the organism in Eukaryota, Fungi, Basidiomycota, Agaricomycetes, Cantharellales, Hydnaceae. The record is from RefSeq and is a predicted model, not a curated record. Bases 206 to 1036 code for a protein of 276 amino acids. The transcript is spliced from 18 exons.